Salvia miltiorrhiza (redroot sage) is the source of this 1870-nucleotide messenger RNA. Its product is annotated as ABSCISIC ACID-INSENSITIVE 5-like protein 2. The transcript has 4 exons. Gene Ontology annotation, biological process: positive regulation of DNA-templated transcription. Lineage: Eukaryota; Viridiplantae; Streptophyta; Magnoliopsida; Lamiales; Lamiaceae. The record is from RefSeq and is a predicted model, not a curated record. Gene Ontology annotation, molecular function: DNA-binding transcription factor activity. Gene Ontology annotation, cellular component: nucleus. The coding region runs from base 597 to 1595 and encodes 332 amino acids.
ACAAAAAAGGCGAAAAAUAAAAAUAAAAAAAGAAUACCAGCUUUGCAAUGGCGAAGUGGAGCACAAGUACCGGUAGAAAAUAACCAUUUUUAAUUGCUUAAAGUGACAAUUUAUUUAUUGAAUUAAAUAUGGUAAAAUACCAAAAAAUAGUCCUAUGUUUUCGUAUCUAUACGAACCAUACUUUUCAAAAUUAGCAAUACUCAUUUAAUGUAAUUUCCAUGUAAAAAGUUACUAAUAGAAACUCUCCUCUUCAUGUAUUUAUAUUUGUCCACAUGUGAAUUUUGAUUUCUUAGCAGUCAGAUUUUGAGCUCAGGUUUUUGCAGCAUGGCGUCUGGGUUUUUGGUUCUCUUCUAGAGAAUGUUGGAAGCAGCUCUGGAAUCAUGCCACCUCGAUUCUUGCUUUCGGAGCUACACUCCCUCUCUUGGAUUCUGGGAUCUUUUCUGAUUGAGUGGUUUCAAUUCUUGCAAGUCGAGGGCUUUAGGAAUUUGUUUGGUACUGCUAAUUAAGGGGGUUUUUAGGGCUUGUGUUUUGAGGUAGCUAAAUUAAGAGAGAGAGAGAGAGAGAGAGAGAGAGGGCGAUAUAGACGAGGCUAUUUGAUGGUAGCUCAGAGAAUGGGAUCUCAAGGGGUUGAUGGUAACAGCACUGUUGGAACCCGAAUCCAAAACCCGGACCCGAAAUCGAACCAAUUGGCUAGGCAGGGCUCUUUGUACAGCCUUACUCUUGAUGAGGUGCAGAAUCAUUUGGGGGAUUUGGGGAAACCCCUUAGUAGCAUGAAUCUUGAUGAGUUUCUCAAGAAUGUGUUGACAGCUGAGGGGAAUAAUCAGACAGCAGAAGGCAUUGAGUAUGGGCAAUCUGCGGCUUGCCAGCCUGCAUCGGGGUCAUCUUUGAAUCGGCAGUCUAGUGUUUCAAUCUCUAGGGAUCUAAGCAGAAAAACUGUUGAUGAGGUGUGGAAAGAUAUCCAGCUGGAGCAGAAAAGGAGCAGUCUUGAUAGGAAUGUCACUCUCGGGGAAAUGACGUUGGAGGAUUUCUUGGUUAAGGCCGGGGUGGUUGCUGAGCCGUCACCAGGGAAGAAGAACCCGGGGUCGGUUGUAGGAGGGGUUGAUAUGAUGGGGUUGCCUCAGCAAGCUCAAUGGAUGAGUUACCCGAUCUCUGCAGUUGCUCCUCAGCAGCAGCAGCAACAACAAAGUAUGAUGCCUGUUUACAUGCCGGGCCAUGCAAUCCAGCAACCGAUUCCUCUCGGGGGAAACUCUGUUUUGGACACUGGUUACCCGGAAGCCCAGAUAGUGUCGUCUUCCCCACUGAUGGGCACGUUGUCUGACACCCAAACGACGAGACGGAAGAGGGUUCCCCCGGAUAAUAUAGCUGAGAAGGGUGUUGAAAGGCGGCAGAAGAGGAUGAUAAAGAACAGGGAAUCUGCAGCACGUUCACGAGCAAGGAAGCAGGCCUACACUCAUGAACUCGAGAACAAGGUUUCACGCCUUGAGGAGGAGAAUGAAAUGCUCAAGAGACAACAGGAAUGGGAGAAGGUGCUGCCGAGCAUACCACCACCACAGCCAAAGUUUCAACUGCGUCGAACGAGCUCAGCUCCCAUGUGAGGAUAAUGUAGAUUGGUUGUUGGCUUUUUUCCUUCUUUUUCUUAUAGUUAAGAUUAGCUAGCGUUAGUUUCUUUUGUCUUUUUCGACUUUACUGCUCGAUCUCCCUCCUUUUCUAGAUUACAGACAGCCCGAGGAUACAGCCUCGACCUCGAUUAUCGGUGGCUUGAACAUCCUCCGGCUGCCUUUCUUGUAUGUACAUUUUUAUAGUAUCAAGCAACCUGGGAUUGUAUGAAAACCUUGUUGUCAUGAUUUGAGUCAUAGUUGUUCUUGAUUCA